AUGACGUCCCAAGUUCGCUUCGCUAGCCUCCUGUCUGGCUUGAUCGUUGCUCUGGUGUUAGACGGCACCUCUGCCUCUUACGACACAGUGACGGCUGAAGCGAGCUGUAUGAGAGAUGCAUUUGACAGUACAAAGUUCUAUUUUGAUGUUUAUGUCUUCCACGAUAAUAAUGCCAUAUCCCGAGUUAUAGGAGGAUCGAUAUCAGGUGGCUCCAGUCAAGGUUCCUUUAAUAUAACACAUUUAAGUGAUACAUGUGAAUGGACCACAAGUGAAGGCAUCAAAAGUGGCGAAACAGGACUGGUUAAUGUUAGCACCGACGUUAGUGAUAGAAUGAUUAUCAGGACUGAAUUCAUAAUUGAUGAGGGGCUUGUAGGAAAAUGUGGAGAGACACUGGGAGAGAAACCAUACGUCGUUUUUGGCCUGCUGAUUCAGAAAUACGUAGACAUAUUAACGUCAAAAAGCGAUUCUCUCUUUAUAACUGCACAGUGCAACAUCGAAACCGCAAUCGGAAGUGUUAUCUCAACAUCACUUUCGCCAACAAGUUUCUCCGGCAUAGAUUCGAAAGAAGCCUUUCAAGUUGAUUUGGAUCUUGAGAUAUCGAUUCUAAAGAAAGUGGACCCAACAGGCGCAUAUACCUUGGACAACUACGUAGAUUCUACUUCAAACGGCGUUACAUUAUCUGUUGGGGACGAUAUACGCAUCAGUGUACAUGCCAAGGACUACUCAGAAAGUUCCUGUCUGAGCAUAUUUGAUGACCUAGUCGUCACUGGUGACCUUAAUGUCGACUCAUGUAAUCGACUCAUUACUUCAAGUGAAUCGAAAACGCAUGCCACUAUCGACGAAUGUAUCAACGAUCAAGUCUGUAUCGCGUCCAGUCCAAGUGAAUUUCCACCGUCGGACUUUAGCGACAGGAUCGCAUCGAGUGUCAACCUAGUUGAAUACAAUAGUCAAACACAACUAUGUAAGAAAUAUGUGUGUUCGAAUACUAUUAUUGGAAAUGAAUUUGGCCCUAAGUUUGAGGGAGCUGGCACUGCAGAAAUAUCGUACAAAUACAUUCCUCAACCAGUUGGGCCGUCUGGAUUAAUGGUUGUUGGCGUAGAAGUGAGUCCAACGGAGGAUUUCGAAGAAGCGAUAUCACUUUAUGAACAAAAGUCGAUGUUCGGUUUGACGAUCGGAAGUUGCUACAACUACGAAAAAGAUUUGAUAGAUUACGGCAGUAGUGGUAGUGGGAGUGGCGAAUUUCCGGGCGAAUCUUUUGGCCGAGGUGGCUGGUAUACUGCACAAAUGUAUCCACUGAAACACCAUGAAAUUUCAGAUCAAUUAACUCUAUUUAAAUUCGUGGACAGUGAUGACCUCUACAUUCGAGCUAAGGUUCAAUCGUGCUAUAGCAAAACUAGUGCCGGCAACGAUAUUGUGGAGUAUCACGUCUGUGCACAGGCAUUUAUGGCAUGUGGGGAUAUAGUUAGGAAGAAAAGGGACAUCACAACUGGAAUUGUGAAACGCAACAUUACAACAACUCCGACUAUAAGGAUUGACUUGGCAAACGGAAAUGUGAUCCGAAUUGGGAAUGAUAGAGUUACAGAAAAAACGGAAUCCCAGGGAAUUUGGACAGAACAAAUGGAAUUUUUGAUCAUGCUUGUUGGCAUUAUCGCCCUCGUCCUGCUUUGUCUUGGAUUGAUGGUAUUCAUUUGUUGUCGACGGAGAAAGCAACAAAAACAAGAUACAAAGGAAGAUGAAGUCAAAACAGUUUACGUGUCCUAAGUGAAUGAAAAUAACGUCGGACAUUCCAACAUAUACAGGGUGGGCCGAAAACGCCACGUUUUUCAAAACACUAUUACUUUUUAUUUUCAAACCUGCAUACACCAACCUUUGCAGUUAUAUAGUGUUAAGGGAUCUCAGUAAAGAUAUUUUGUAACAAGUCAGUCAACUUGGAUUAUGUUUUAUCUAAAAGAGGAGUUCAAUUGGUGUGCAAUCCUCUUUGAUGAUAACUUUUAGUCUAAGUUGCCUUGCUGAUAUAGCAGUAUCAGUAAAAUGAUGGCCAAGUUUCUUUCAACCUGUCCUGAUUGCCAGCUUUAGUUGGGCAAUUUUGUUUUAGAUUGGAUGCCUUCAUACCAUCUCCUGGAGACCUUCAAACAUCCUAUACUCACUGGGGUCUGCAUCAGGGCUAUAAGCUUGG
Molecule: messenger RNA, 2176 nt
Organism: Owenia fusiformis
Lineage: Eukaryota; Metazoa; Annelida; Polychaeta; Sabellida; Oweniidae
Source: the annotation of a GenBank genome assembly